This is a messenger RNA of Chara braunii, 2169 nucleotides long. The record is from the annotation of a GenBank genome assembly. NCBI's taxonomy places the organism in Eukaryota, Viridiplantae, Streptophyta, Charophyceae, Charales, Characeae.
AGACGACAAGAGAUUCAAGCAGAUCGGGGCAAGAUGUCGGAGGGAAUGAGGCUGAAGGGAUGGGCGCUGUCCGCGAAAGCUCUGGCGGGGAGCAGACUCCUUCGGAGAAGAGGAGCGAGCGACAGAGGAUGGUGCGAGAGGAGGUGGCGGAAGGAACCCUCGGCAUGAAGAGGAUGAGAGGAAAAUCGGAGGCGGUGAUGGACGGGAAUGGAGGUGACGUCGGAGAACGUGCCUCGGGAAAGAGGCCGCUGAAGGAAGAGGGUGGGACGACAAGUAAGAAAGCGAGGAGGCCCGGCGGUUUGACCAUCCGCGAAGGACAAGCCGUGGGUGGAGGAGAUUCAGCUGAUCCAGGCGCUGAGGCCGCGAGAGAACCUUCGGGGAAAUCGAAACGGAAAGUGGCAGCUGAAGAAGGCGAUGGCCAGAAGAAACCUCGCAGGCGGAAGACUGCUGAGGCGGCGAGUGGGGACGAACGACCUGACAGGGACGAGUGCGACGAAGCGGCAGCGUUCUGGCUCGAAUACGAGCGGAACGAUGGCGGUGAAAUCGUGGAGAAGGAGCUCCCCGUCCAACUGCUCAUCGACCCCAGGAAGGUCUGCGACAUCCCGUCUUGGGAACGAUAUUACAACCACCGCAGUCUAACUCGCGAAACUGUGGACGACAUCAAGUCUGCGAUGCUUAGUCAAUUCCGUGAGAAAAGGGGGAAGAUCUGGAUGAAAAACCCUUUGGUUCUGGCACCCAUCUACAAGCCGGUGACGCAUAGGCCGGAGAAAGCUGACAGGGUUCACAAAGAUGUCUGCAAGCCAGAGGACAAGGACAAGUACUACUGUUACCCUGUUAACGGUCACCACACUGUGGCUGUUGUGAAGGAGUUGGAGGGUGAGCCAAUAUUAGAUUUGUGGAAGAUGCACUCGCGGCCGGCGAGAGUAGUAUGGUUCUCCGACCAAGAUUUCGUGGGCUAUAGGCAGUGGAUGCCGCUCGUGACGGCCGGUGAUGACGUUUUUCACAAAGCCAUGGAGUUCUACGUGAAAUGGGCGGAGGAAAAGUUGUUGGGCGGCGACAGCAAGACGUCAUUGUCGAGGCCGGGCAAAUACAUGCCAGACAAAUCUCCAGGUCUGCAAGCAAUUCCGGAAAUGGGCUCGAAAGGGGCGGCUGGUGAAACGAAGAUGGGGUGGCUGGUCUGGGUCCCGCUUCCUACGACCAAAAAGAAAACGCAAGCGGACGACAAGUUUUUCGUGGUCGUGAAGGAGCCAGGCAUGUUCUGCUGGCAGUGUCUCGCCGACAUGACCGAUGUCGAGAAACUGUUGAUCCUUGACGACAUUCUCACGCUAAGGGGAAUGUUUGUGCAAUCCGUGGGCGGCCAUCUGAAGCGUCUGCGUAAACCAGGAAUUAAAGACAUGGUCGCGACAAGGAAAGUGGACCGUGUGAUGCUCCGUAUGUUCCACUACAUCUUGUUCCUUGAAACAGAGGAGGACGAACGUGUUUGGCGCCACGGGAGCCCUUUUUUUCGGACCAAGGGGAAGCUUCUGGAGGAGUUCAGGCCGCAGGGCCUCACGAAACAGGUGUGGGUCGGAAUGCGAAAGCAUUUCCAGGGCGCGGUGAAGUACGUGAACACUUGCAAACGUACUCUUCCACACGAGAAGGAGUCCAUCGACGACGCGAAGAGAUUGUACAAUGAUGACAGGUUCCCUAAAUCUUUUGAAAAGUCUGUCCAUUCCAUCUUGCGACGGAUGGAAGAAGAAGUUCGAGACACGAUCAGGGUCAGCGGGGAUGUGAGGCACAUUAAAUGGCCCGACCUUAACCGGGUGACCAGCCUUAUUCCUUUUGCUUUCCCGCCUUCCCAAGCUCACAGUCAUGUCACUGCGAUCUGUGAGGUUGUGCGACAUUACGUGUGCAACCUGUACGUCCUCGAUUUGUGUGAUCCCACACUCCUCACAGACUGGCGAGAAGAUGAUUUCGCCAACUUGCAAGGCCUUCUACAAACACUUUCGCUGACGCACUGGGCACUUGUGAUCUUUUUCCCCUCUCGUUGGGAGCUCAGUUUCUUGAAAGGCAUGGCCAGGCUUAGCGUCCAUCAUCAGGACAGGGAAGUGGGUACGUAAUGCACAAAAGCAGGCCACUGUCCGGGAAGGCAAUAUGCUGGUUGAGGAGUGUGACCGCCUGUACGUGAUA